Messenger RNA from Impatiens glandulifera, 1542 nucleotides. RefSeq names its product pentatricopeptide repeat-containing protein At5g66520-like. The record is from RefSeq and is a predicted model, not a curated record. Gene Ontology annotation, biological process: RNA modification. Gene Ontology annotation, molecular function: RNA binding; protein binding. Bases 38 to 1534 code for a protein of 498 amino acids. Lineage: Eukaryota; Viridiplantae; Streptophyta; Magnoliopsida; Ericales; Balsaminaceae. The transcript has a single exon.
GUUAAUUUAGGCUAUCCAAUCUUUUUUAUUCAUUCAAAUGUUCAUCACCAAAGCAAUAACGUUCAGAGCUCUCCAACAUACCAUCUUCACUCUCUUGCAGACCUGCAAUGGCGGCAGCAUCAGAAAUGUCACUCAAAUUCAUACCCAAGUGAUCAUCAACGGCCUUACUCAAAAGAAUAACAUCGUUGCAAAGUUAAUCUCUCUUUAUAUAACCUCAGGCUUUCUCGCCAAUGCCGAUACAAUUUUCAAUCAAAUCAAUAACCCAAGUACCACUAUUUGGAAUCAGAUGAUUAGAGUUCAUGGUAGGUCUGGGAAUUCAAAGACGUCAUUUGAAAUUUAUAAACAGAUGGAAUCAGCAAAAGAAGCUGUAUCAAAUGGGUUCACUUUUUCAUUUCUUCUAAGUGCUUGUGCACGGUCUGGAUUGCUGCGAGAAGGCCAACAAUUACACGCGAAAGUUGUGUCUAAUGGCUUUUCCUCGAAUUUAUUCGUUCAAACAAAUCUAGUCAAUUUAUAUGAAAUCAAAGAUGCAGCAAAGGUGUUUGAUGAAAUGUCUGAGAGAAAUGUUGUCACUUGGAAUACAUUGCUUGAAGGGUAUUUAAGAUCAAAUGAUAUAACCAAUGCAGUUAAACUAUUCGACGAAAUGCCUGAGAAAACCAUUGUUUCGUGGACGAUGAUGAUUACAGGUUACGCGAGGAAUGGUAGAUCUAAACAAGCUAUUUGUUUGUUUCAAAUGAUGCAGAAAUCAUCCAUGGAAUUCGACCAGGUUUCAUUAGUGACUGCGUUAUCUGCCUGCGCUGAAAUGGGUAAUCUUGAACUAGGGAAAUGGAUACAUUCAUAUAUUUACAAUAACUUCAAGAACAAGAACAAGCCUUUAUUAGUCUCAUUAAACAAUUCCCUCAUAAACAUGUACUCUAAGUGUGGUUUAGUUAAUGAGGCCUACAAUGUGUUCAAUGAAAUGCCUCAAAGAACAUCGGUUUCUUGGACAAGCAUGAUCAAUGGCUUCUCCAAACACGGCCUUCCUGACGAAGCCCUUAACGUAUUUCAUCAGAUGCAAAGCGAUGAAACUAAGCGACCAGACGAGAUAACAUUUAUAGGUGUAUUGUCUGCUUGUAGCCAUGGGGGUUAUGUUGAAAAGGGUCGUAAUGUUUUCAAUUCUAUGGUUCGAGUUUGGGGAAUUCAACCGAGAAUUGAGCAUUAUGGAUGCAUGGUUGAUCUUCUGAGCCGAGCUGGUUUACUCGAGGAAGCUUAUAAUUUGGUUGAAACAAUGCCAAUGAAGGCAAAUGAUGUAGUUUGGGGUGCUUUACUUGGCGGUUGUAGAAUUCAUAAGAAUGUGGAACUUGGUUCUCGAGUAGGUUUAAGGUUGUUAAGUGAUUUGGACCCGGGUAGAGCAGCCGAGGGAUAUUUUGUUCUUUUAUCGCACGUUUAUGGAAAUAGUAUGAGGUGGUGGGAUGCAGCCCGCGUGAGACAGAAGAUGGCGGAGAUGGGGAUGAAAACGAAACCGGGAAAAAGUGUGGUUGAAUUACUCUGUUCGUAACCUUGAAU